UACAUACACUUUUUACAAUUUCAAUUUCUUCAAUUUCAAAGAGGUUAUUUAUUUCAUUUCAAAGUGGCAGAACUCGACGAGCAUGUUCAAAGCCAUUACGAUCCUCAUUUGAAUCGAAAUUUGAUUUCAAUUUGUAGUGUUCAUAUAUUUCUCAAUGGCUCAGAUUCCCAACCUAGAUAAUGCUCCCGUCAAUCUCACAUCCAUCAGAGAACACUCUCAAAAGGAGCUCAUCAACAUCCUCAAGAAUGUUAGAGGAAAGAAGUGUUUGGUCAUUGAUCCCAAGCUUGGAGACUCUCUUUCCCUUAUCAUACAGUCAUCAAUUCUCAAGGAGCAAGGGGUUGAGUUGCGGCAUCUUUCGGCUGACCCAAUUCAAAGUGACUGUACCAAAAUUGUUUUCCUUGUGCGCUCUCAGCCUGAUUUGAUGAGAUUCAUAUGCUCUAACGUUCACGAUGAUGUAUCUAAAGGGCUACAGAGAGAAUAUCAUGUUUAUUUUGUCCCCCGUCGUACUGUUGUUUGUGAGAAAGUCCUUGAGGAUGAGAAAUUACAUCAUUUGUUUACAAUAGGGGAAUAUCCAUUGUAUUUGUUGCCAAUGGAUGAGGACGUCCUAUCGUUUGAACUUGAUCUUUCUUUUAAAGAAUGCCUGGUUGACGGUGAUGCAAGCUCACUUUGGCAUAUUGCAAAGGCCAUUCACAAACUUGAGUUUUCUUUUGGAGUGAUACCAAAUGUGCGGGCAAAAGGAAAAGCAUCCGUGCGUAUUGCGGACAUCCUAAAUCGAAUGCAAGCUGAAGAGCCGGUUAACUCAUCUGAUAUGGUUAUGCCAGAGAUAAACACAGUAAUCCUCUUAGAUAGAGAGGUGGACAUGGUUACUCCUUUGUGUUCCCAACUAACGUAUGAGGGGCUACUUGACGAGUUUCUUCACAUCAACAAUGGUUCUGUUGAGAUUGAUGGAUCUAUUUUGGGUCUUCCACAAGAUGGAAAAAAAACUAAAGUCCCACUUAAUUCAAGUGACAAGCUAUUUAAGGAGAUAAGGGAUCUCAACUUUGAAGUUGUAGUCCAGAUUUUGCGUCAAAAAGCAACAUCCAUGAAGCAAGACUACACAGAUAUGACAACAACAACGCAGUCAGUUUCUGAGCUGAAGGACUUUGUGAAAAAGCUGAACUCAUUGCCAGAGAUGACUAGGCACAUAAAUCUUGCUCAGCAUCUAUCAACGUUCACGUCAAAGCCAACUUUUCUCGGGCAGCUUGAUAUGGAACAUACAAUUAUUGAGGCCCAAAGUUAUGACAUAUGCUUUGAGUAUAUUGAAGAAUUGAUCCAUAAGCAGGAGCCUUUAAUAACAGUUCUACGCCUUCUGGUCUUAUUUUCUAUCACUAAUUCUGGGUUGCCAAAGAAGCACUUUGACUAUUUCAGGAGAGAGCUACUGCAUAGCUAUGGAUUUGAGCAUUUAGCGACACUAAAUAACUUAGAGAAAGCCGGACUCUUUAAAAAGCAGGAGUCAAGAAGUAAUUGGCUUACUAUAAAACGUACUCUGGAGCUUGUGGUUGAAGAUACUGAUACAGCCAACCCCAAUGAUAUUGCUUAUGUCUUCUCCGGAUAUGCACCACUUAGCAUUCGUCUUGUCCAGCAUGCCAUUCGAUCUGGAUGGCGUCCUGUUGAAGAAAUUUUGAAACUGCUGCCUGGACCUCAUUUGGAAACUAGAAGGGGAGGAUUCUCAAACAGUCCAUCAUUUGACACUUUAUCUGGGAUCCCAACCAGCAUGGCAAAAGUACCUGAUGGAAGGCGUGCCCUGGUCCUUGUUGUCUUUGUUGGGGGUGUUACAUUUGCGGAGAUUUCUGCACUUCGAUUUCUCAGUGCUCAGGAAAGCAUGGCAUAUGAUUUGGUUAUUGCAUCAACAAAAAUAGUCAAUGGCCAAACCCUGCUUGAAACAUUCAUGGAAAAACUAGGUUGAUUAAUGCUUGAGUUUUUUUUUCUUUAUCAUGGAGGCUUUUCUUGAUCCAGCGAAGCAAGUUAAUCUGAUGAUGCCAAACCAAUCCUAUGCCUAACGGAGUUCUUUUAGUCUAGGAUGAUGAAUGAAGCUCUGAUGAAAGUUAUGAAUACUAUAAGGACUAUUUUUCGCCGUGCUCUAUUCCAAUUUAUGAACAAUGAUUGGACGUUGUAUGCAAGUGUGUUAUUGUUGAUUUUGGUUGUAUAUACUAAGUGACAAUUGUCUUCUCCACUCAACUUGGAAACUUAAAUAGCGGCUUUGGUCAUUCCAGACCUUUAAAUCCACUAAACUUUUUAUGCUAA
This is a messenger RNA of Lathyrus oleraceus (garden pea), 2283 nucleotides long. RefSeq names its product vacuolar protein-sorting-associated protein 33 homolog. Lineage: Eukaryota; Viridiplantae; Streptophyta; Magnoliopsida; Fabales; Fabaceae. Gene Ontology annotation, biological process: vesicle-mediated transport. The record is from RefSeq and is a predicted model, not a curated record. Bases 155 to 1945 code for a protein of 596 amino acids. The transcript is spliced from 22 exons.